This is a messenger RNA of Aptenodytes forsteri (emperor penguin), 786 nucleotides long. Its product is annotated as otoconin-90. The record is from RefSeq and is a predicted model, not a curated record. Bases 1 to 786 code for a protein of 261 amino acids. Gene Ontology annotation, biological process: phospholipid metabolic process; lipid catabolic process; arachidonate secretion. The transcript is spliced from 5 exons. Lineage: Eukaryota; Metazoa; Chordata; Aves; Sphenisciformes; Spheniscidae. Gene Ontology annotation, molecular function: calcium ion binding; phospholipid binding.
AUGCGCGGCACCCAGCGCAUACGGGGAAAGAGAUGGAGCAUCCCCACACGCGAGGAGCAUCCGGGCGCCGACAAGCUCCCGCUAACAAGAAAACCGGCACACGGGGCCUUUGCUCAGCCCUGCCUUCGGCCGCAGCCCGUCCUGGAGGGCCGCUGGACCUUCCUCGGCUCACAGCGCUGCAUCUCACCCACUUCGUCCACCGAAACCUCCUCUGCAAAGGGCUCCCCCAGCGUAGGGCAUCCCGCGGCCCGGGCCUCCAGCAACGCCAAGAGAGGCUCGCACACGUGGCGGGACCAAUACGGCAAGGAUUGUGAAAACGCUCGGUUUUGCUACGGAGGGGUGGGACAGGAGGUUGCUUUUCUCGGUGCUCCUAACCCCCUGUCUCCAGUCGCAGGGCUGGCCCUCGUCGGCUGCAACUUGAUUCAGUUCAGUUCAAUGAUUAAGCAGAAGACCGGGAAAUCGCCGCUGUCCUACAAUGGUUACGGCUGCUACUGCGGCGUGGGGGGAUCCAAACAGCCGCUGGAUGCGACCGACUGGUGCUGCCAUGCCCACGACUGCUGUUACAAGAAGCUGUCUUCCUCUCACUGCAGACCCAAACUGGUCACGUACAAAUACUUCACCCGGGGACGCCAGAUAAUCUGCGGAUCCACAUCUCAGUGCGAAAGACAGAGCUGUGAGUGCGACAGGCAGGCGGCAGAGUGCUUCCAAAGGACAGCCGCGACCUACCACAACUAUUACAAGAAUUACCCCAACUUUCUGUGCAAGGGCCGAACUCCCUCCUGCUAG